Elgaria multicarinata webbii is the source of this 1221-nucleotide messenger RNA. RefSeq names its product MAP6 domain containing 1 (gene MAP6D1). Gene Ontology annotation, molecular function: calmodulin binding; microtubule binding. The record is from RefSeq and is a predicted model, not a curated record. NCBI's taxonomy places the organism in Eukaryota, Metazoa, Chordata, Lepidosauria, Squamata, Anguidae. The transcript is spliced from 3 exons. The coding region runs from base 19 to 873 and encodes 284 amino acids. Gene Ontology annotation, cellular component: Golgi-associated vesicle; cis-Golgi network; microtubule. Gene Ontology annotation, biological process: regulation of microtubule cytoskeleton organization; microtubule cytoskeleton organization; cytoskeleton-dependent intracellular transport.
GCCGCCGCCGCCGCCGUCAUGGCUUGGCCCUGCAUCAGCCGAGUGUGCUGCCUGGCGCGGUUCUGGAACCAGCUGGACAAGUCGGACCUGGCCGUGCCGCUCACCAUCCACAAUUACUCCGACAUCGAAGAGCCGGCCGAGGAGUGGGCGGAGGCGGCCGGGGGCGGCGGGCCCCAGCAACCGCGCAUCCCAACAGGUGGCAGCACCAGCGGCAGCCGGGCCCCGGCCCCGCCGCGGGCCUCCGCCGCCGCCGCCGCUCUGCCCGCGUCGGCGUCCGCCCCGUCGCUGCAGCAGCCGCCGCAGGAGGGCCUGGGGGUCGCCAAGAGGCCGUCGAAAAAGGCGAGCCAUCGGCGCAAGGAGCCCUUCGCCGCAGAGACUCAGUACCAGCAGGAUUUCCGCGCGUGGCCGGUGCAGAAGCGGGACGCCCUGCCCUGGGUCGGCGAGGGCAGGCGGGGGGAGCCCCCGGGAGCGCCCCCCGCCUCUGCCGCCCCCGCCCCCGCCGCCGCCGCCGCGGGAGGCUCCUCCGCCACCGCUGCCCACGCCGGCCCGAUCCCGGGGGCCUCCCACGUGUACGUGCUGCCGGCGGCCGGCCAGGAGGUAGGCAGCAAGUACGGCGGCUUUAAACAGGUGUGGCCGUCCUCCCCGCCGCCAGGCGUCCCUAAGACCACUUCCUACAGGCGUGAGUAUCGUCCAUGGACUGGGGCAAAACGAUCAAGGCCCACAAAGACAACACAAGGUUUCGUGAUUCCAGAGGAUCACUUUGUGCAAGAAUCUAGCUACAAAGCAGACUUUAAGAUCCCAGAAGCGAAGGCUAAGUUUUCUCCAAACCCUUCUGCCGUUUUCCAGGCGCCGUCUCGCAUCCUCAACGUAUGAAUGCCCAUUUCCCAUCCAGGCAGCUUGAAUGUUAAAGUUGUGAACAUGUACAGCUAUGCAACUUUCAUGAGUGGUGUUGAGAUAAGUGCAAGGAUGAUUAAAAGCAGCUACAGUAAUUUUCAGAAUUUAUGCAUCUAUCAUGAACAUGUAAAUUGUAAAGCACUUGAGUUGGAGAUGGCAUAAUAUACUGGGGAGAAUGACCUACUUUAAUAGAAAGAGGCUUGAUAGAAUUACUGGCUGGGCUGGAUUCACAUUGAAGAUAUUGACAUCAGUCAGCAAAAGGCAGCAUUUAAAACAAGUUCACAGGGGACUGGGUAAGGGGUAUAGCAAACUUCCCUUUCCCCAAUA